CUGAGUCAAGUCAACGUCGAGACGAGUCAUGUAUUCGAUGAGUCGCAUGUGAGAGCUUUGAGUUGAGUUGUGGUCAUGUCAUGGUCGCGUAUGGUCGUGUCCAAAGUGAUAAGGUCUUCGUUUUCUUUCUAGUGACUUUGCCAAAAAUUUUUUUUUUGCUGAGUGGUUCACGAAAGCCAUCGUUAGCAGUGUGAGCUGUAAAUCAGGUAGUCUGACUGCUGCUUCUAGGCUACGAAAACGAUGGACGACCAGCUUGUGUCUCGGGUUCGUAAGAAGCUUAAUGACGAGAGCAUCAAACUGUGGCUACCUCCUUUUACUGUGAACGAUGAGGAAGGUAUCAUUCCCGAUAAAUUGGUGGCGCGGUAUGCGACUGAAUUGCAGCUGGAUCCAGGUGUUGUGCUUACUCUCCUCAGGCAUUUGAGAUGCCAUGCCGUUGCAAAACUGGCAGCGAACAGAAAGUACCAAAGUACUGGUAUUGCUACCUUGAGAGUAAGAGUUGUCAACCCUCGUCAGCAACCACGCAAGGAUUUUGAACUGGUUGAAAUCAUGCUGCAAGAAAGUGGUCAGAAGUUGCGAGAAAUGGUUGCUUCCAUGUGUGGUAUGGACCCAUCCAUGGUCAAAUUAAUCUCUGGUGGCAGGGUCAUCCAGGAUGGCAAUCCCUUGCAAGACCAAGGUGUGAGGCAUAACGGGCAAUUAAUGGCACUGGUUCUUGUGGAAACUGCUGAUGAGUCAAGAGAACGAGAAAGGCAGGAAGUCGAACUGAAGAAUAUCCGUGAUGACGCUGGCCUUCUGUCCUCUGUUGAUUCAGAUGACCCUGGUAGCAGCAGAUAUUAUAUGCAGAUCGCUGACCAAACUGGAAAGCCCAUUGCUCUCCCCAUGGCAGAAAAGAAGGCACUUGGUGUUGCUAUGGUCCUCCAUGAGAAAGGUCGUGCAGCUUUGAAGCGGAAGAAGUACAGUGAGGCUUUGUUGCUGCUGCUUGAAGCUGACAAAGAGUUCAGGACCUGCAAUUCAGAGCUGCUGACAAAAGUGGACAACUACGCACUGCUGUGCCUUGACAUUGCCUGGUGCUACCUCUCAUUGAGAAGUGUUGACCAACUGUUCGACGCCGAGGCACGACUCAAGGAGUGCGAAAAUGGCUUCCGUCACUCUUAUGGCGAGAAUCUGGAACGGCUCACUGCGAUCAAGGGUGGCACCAACAAGGAAGCAGCUCUCUUCUGCCGUUUACAUAUGCUACAAGGCAUCGUGGCCUUUCACAAGGAGCAUUACCCUCAGGCACGGCAGUAUCUAGAAAAGGCAGCUGCUCUUAUUUCACGGCUCAAGCUUGAUGACUCCAAACUGGCACAGGUCAUGGCACUGGGCUUCUCGGAAUCUGUCGCCCGCUUGGCCUUGCGUGCUACUGGAGGAGACGUGGACCUAGCUGUGCAGCACAUCAUUACACAACAAGACAAGAAGAAAGCUCAACAUGAAAAAGAGCUAGAAGAAAGGAAGCUGAAGCUGCGAAAACGCAGCCUGGGCAAAACAUGCAAUGGAGAGUGGGUUAGUGUAGAGACUUACGACGCCUUGAAGGCCAUGGGCUUCUCGUCGAGUAAUGCACGCCACGCUCUGCAGCAGGCCAACAAUGACAUAAAUGUUGCAAUUCAGGUGCUCCAGCAGCCACAGCAGCAGCUUCCCACAUCUGCAUCGAGCACUUCGGUGGCAACUACAUCUUCAGCAACACAGUCUGUGUUGGGAAUGAAUCAAAGUGUUUGGGCCCAGUUAGCUCAGCAGAGCAUUUCACCUGACAUGUGGGCCACAUUGACGAGGCUUGGCAUUGACUUUGAAGUUGUCUGUGAGGCACUGUGGAGAAAUAAUGGUGAUGUGGAUGCAACACUAAGUGAAAUCUUGGGGGACAGCGAGAAUGCUGGCGAUGGAAAGGAGCGGGAAGCCAUGGAACGGCUCGCACAUGAUAUCUCUGUCAACGAAGAGGAUUUCCUUGAUGUAUCCCUUGACGAAGAGCUUUCCUAUCUCAAGGAAUAUGAGGCAAAGCUUGCAAGCUUGGGGCAUUGAUGCUUCUUUAUGCUGCAGCCAGAACUGUGUUGUGUCAAUGCAUGGAGGAGUUGUGCAUCCAGAUUGAUCUCCAUGUGAAUAUAUGUUCCUGCUGCUGCAGUCAAAAUUGUGUUGUGUGAAUGCAUGGAGGGAGUAAACAUCCAGAUUGAGCCCUAUACGUACCUGUUGUGUGAUGCAAUACAUUAAAGCCCAUUUUUAUAGCUACUGCCAUAGCUCCGAUUGUAAGAACUGAAAACUGUCUCACCUGUCCAUGCAGUGCAACAUGUAUACCAGGACAGCAGUUUGAAGUGUAUUUUCUUACAUUCAUGUGUGCUGUGUUUAGUGCAGAUAUCACAUUGAUAUCCAGAACUGCACUCCAUUAGGCUUGAAUAUUGUGUAACCUCUUCAUUAGUGCAUGACUGAUGAAGCAGGUUGCCUUUUGAUGCAUUUGUAGAGGUGAUGUGCUGUUCACUGCCAAUUUUAAUAGUGCCAUAGGUUUUCAGUCCAAAGUUUUGCACUGCCUGCCCAUUUUGCACAUCACAGGCUGUUGCAUCAUGUUGAUUCUUAAUGCGAGUGUGGUGCACUGUCGCAAUGGGCUAACCAGGUUGGCCAACACUGUCCGCUAACAUGUUCACUGUUCUGCCACCGCUAUCAAAUCGUUGCUUUGAUGUGACAGAACCAUCAACAUUUAGCAGACAAUGUUGACCUAGUAAUGGUACUUCUGUUUGGACCACAUUCUUGAAGUUAAGUAAUGUGAAAAGACGAAGACAAUCUUUGCCAGCUCUAAUUUAUUUGUGGUGUCACUUAAAAUUAAAUUUCAUUUCUACAUAGUCAUGCUUAAGGUGUUAUCGUUGACUAUGCUUGCAUUGAUCUUUCGCAUUUAGUGCCCUUUGUUAUUUAUUUUAACUUCACUCAGUUUAUCUGGGUUCACUUUUUCUGUGAUACUCUGUUCAUUUCAUGAGACCAUACCCAGCAUUUUAUCUUGUUAUAUUUUGUUUAUAUUUAUGCUUGUUAUUGUUUAGGCAUUGUGUCGGGUUUGAUGAUGGGUCGUGGCGGUCGCGUCACAGGGUUCCUUUUGUACAAAAAAAUCUUGUGGGCUUACUUUUUGUAAUAAAUGGGCCUAUAUCUUGUCGAUCAAAUGUAAUGGGAUAGCACUUUGUAAAAGAUCUUGACGGGUAAGGUUUUAUUCGAUGUUGUUGCUCUGUGUGCGUGUGUGCCUUUGUCUUUUCACACAGUUUACCAUUAAUAGUGUUGGUCACCUGCUUGCCCAAUGUGAUACACCUUAGAAAAAGAAAAAAACAUGUUCUCAUUGUACCACUUCACUUGACAAAAUUUUAUAUUUGAUAUAAAGAAUUCAUUUCACUCAUGUCAUAUUUUUAAAAAUUAUUGUUAAAUCUGUUUGUUUAUUGUAUGUUUUUGCAUAUAAAGUCUCCCUCACAACUGUU
Dermacentor silvarum is the source of this 3470-nucleotide messenger RNA. RefSeq names its product NEDD8 ultimate buster 1-like. The coding region runs from base 241 to 2046 and encodes 601 amino acids. NCBI's taxonomy places the organism in Eukaryota, Metazoa, Arthropoda, Arachnida, Ixodida, Ixodidae. Gene Ontology annotation, biological process: regulation of ubiquitin-dependent protein catabolic process. Gene Ontology annotation, molecular function: protein binding. The record is from RefSeq and is a predicted model, not a curated record. The transcript is spliced from 10 exons.